This is a messenger RNA of Thalassophryne amazonica, 1533 nucleotides long. RefSeq names its product opioid receptor, mu 1 (gene oprm1). NCBI's taxonomy places the organism in Eukaryota, Metazoa, Chordata, Actinopteri, Batrachoidiformes, Batrachoididae. The coding region runs from base 111 to 1271 and encodes 386 amino acids. Gene Ontology annotation, cellular component: membrane; neuron projection. The record is from RefSeq and is a predicted model, not a curated record. The transcript has 6 exons. Gene Ontology annotation, molecular function: neuropeptide binding; G-protein alpha-subunit binding; G-protein beta-subunit binding. Gene Ontology annotation, biological process: G protein-coupled opioid receptor signaling pathway; sensory perception of pain; neuropeptide signaling pathway.
GCACAUCGCGGAUCUCGCUUGAAACGCGGCGCAUCUCACAGCAUCACCAGCGGCACACGCGCACCCGGCGGGGCACCAGAGGCACCGAGUCCACGCACGCACCGAUCACCAUGGACAGCGCGGGAAACACCUCGGCGGCGGAUUACCGGAGCCAGUUUUACAACAACAACAACAUCACCUACUGCCACAACUUCACCGCCGGCAACGCCAGCGCGAGCGUGGCGGACACGCGGUGCGAGACGGAGCGCGGCAGCCUGGAGGACGACGCCAACCCGGUUAUCAUCGCGAUUGUGAUCACGGCGCUCUACUCCAUCGUGUGCGUGGUGGGACUCAUCGGAAACGUACUGGUCAUGUAUGUUAUCGUCAGAUACACUAAAAUGAAGACAGCCACCAACAUCUACAUCUUCAACCUCGCACUGGCAGACACCUUGGUAACCAGCACGCUGCCAUUCCAGAGUGUCAACUAUCUAAUGGGGACCUGGCCCUUUGGAGACAUCCUGUGCAAGAUGGUGAUGUCCAUCGACUAUUACAACAUGUUCACCUCCAUCUUUACGCUCACCACCAUGAGCAUCGAUCGCUAUGUGGCCGUGUGCCAUCCAGUCAAAGCGUUGGACUUCAGAACACCAGGCAAUGCUAAGAUAGUCAAUGUCUGCAACUGGAUCCUCUCCUCAGCCAUUGGCUUGCCCGUCAUGUUCAUGGCCUCCACCACCCUCGACUUGCGUAGCUCCUCCAGCAUUGUUGACUGUAAGCUGAUUUUCCCCCACCCUUCCUGGUACUGGGACACCCUGCUGAAGAUCUGUGUGUUCAUCUUUGCAUUUAUUAUGCCGGUCCUCAUCAUCACCAUCUGCUACGGCCUCAUGAUCCUUCGCCUCAAGAGUGUCCGAAUGCUGUCGGGCUCGCAGGAGAAGGACAGGAACCUGCGCCGGAUCACCCGUAUGGUCCUCGUGGUGGUGGCUGUCUUCAUCAUCUGCUGGACGCCCAUUCAUAUCUUUGUCAUCAUCACAGCGCUGGUCAACAUCCCCAUGUCCACACUGCAGACUAUCACCUGGCACUUCUGCAUUGCCCUGGGAUACACAAACAGUAGUUUGAAUCCUGUCCUCUAUGCUUACCUGGAUGAGAACUUCAAGCGUUGCUUCCGUGAGUUCUGCACCCCGAGCCCCUCGGUGAUGGAGCUGCAGAAUUCAUCCCGGACUGGAGCUGCUGGACGCCACCCCCCGCAACGUGAAAACAACACUGCACAGACAGGAGACAAGACCAACCAACAGGUAUGACUAGCCAUGGAGAGGUCGUCGGUGGACUCUCGAUGUUGCAGAGGUGUUGCCAAUGACGACCUCAACUCAGAGGUCACGCAGGUCACCACAGGGCUGUGAUCACGAACAGGACACAGACACAUUUUGACCAUAUCUUACCAUUUUAACUGUGGCACCGCCAUCGGGUCAGGUGACUCACAUGACAACCAACUUGAUGACAAACUGCUUGACUGUGAGGGGUUUACUGUUAGGUGCAGAAACGAUGACAAGCUAUGUGUAAAAA